Molecule: messenger RNA, 699 nt
Organism: Aspergillus tanneri
Lineage: Eukaryota; Fungi; Ascomycota; Eurotiomycetes; Eurotiales; Aspergillaceae
Product: mitochondrial 54S ribosomal protein bL19m
Exons: 3
Coding region: 1-699 (232 amino acids)
Biological process (GO): translation
Cellular component (GO): ribosome; mitochondrial large ribosomal subunit
Molecular function (GO): structural constituent of ribosome
Source: RefSeq, a predicted model, not a curated record
AUGGCGGCCUUUUCUCCAGUUAUGCGGCAGCUGGGCUACUUCAGGUCGUUCAUGAAGCCUCUGGUGCUGAAGCCAUCCCAGAUCAGUCGACGAUCGAUCACGACAAAGUAUUCGCCGAAACCAGAACAAAUGCCUCUUCCUACGAAAAUGCCCAAAUCAUUGCUCUCACAGUUACCACCUCGGAUGCAGCCUACUUUUGGACGCAAGAAACUCAGGGUCUAUCCCCCACCAGCUUCGACUCGUGCGACGUGCAAAGAUCCCGUGGCAGCAGUAGUAGACACUCAAUUGACCACUCUGGAUCCUACCGGUGAGCGUAAAGCGCUCUUCGACUACCGAAGGAACCACCGCAGUGUUAAAGUCGGAGACAUCCUCCGUGUGACGUUAAAAAACGGGGACCCCUUCUCUGGGGUGUGUUUGAGCAUACGCCUGCGUGGAAUUGAUACCUCGUUCCUGCUGCGAAAUGAACUCACCCGGGUGGGUGUGGAGAUGUGGGUAAAGGUGUUCAGCCCUAACGUCGAGAGUGUUGAGAUCGUACAAAGAUCCGAGAAGAGAAAGAGACGCGCGCGGUUGUACUACAUGAGGAAGCCCAAGCAUGACAUGCGCAGCGUCGAGAACAUCGUGUCGAACUACCUCCGACAGAAGUCUGCUCUUUCCGGACAGCGGGGACAACAGGGACGGGGACAGCGGCAGAAACGGUGA